GAGGGAGGACAAGGAAAUCUCGCCGACGGCGAGUGGCGCGCAUUACGUCGUUGUCGUUCGAGUGCCGCCGCUAGUACUAUACUAUACUGCGUUUUCGCUUCAUCGUUCGUUGCGACUGCGUGCCGAAAUAUUAAACAGAGAGAGAACAAACGAAGAGGGAGAGAGAGAGAGAGAGAGAUCGACCGACGAUCGUCGAAGAAUGGUGGGGGUGGCCACGAAGGAAAGAGUUAAAAGGAUUUAUUAGUGCGUCGUCGUGCGUGUGUUUCUCUAUUUGAAAGAAUUUUCAAUCAAAGAAAACAAGAAAGAGGGAGAGAAUUAACGUGUCUACGAUUUGGGUGCACAACCGAAGAAUUAAAAAAAAGUAAAAGCAAAGCACCGAUUUGACUUGUGUCGCGAGUUGUUUAUUCGAUUUUCAUUUAUCGAAAUAUUACGGAAAGUGUGUUAACCUCGUGUUGAAGUUGUUAUUAUCCGAUAGUAAUAAAUAAUACGCGAGAUGAACGAAAUGUGUUCGAGGUCCACGCUGCUUUUCGAAAGUGGUGGUGGUUUCGUUUGAAAUAAUAAUAAAGAAAUAGAAAAGUAAACAAGAAGAAGAAGAAGAAGAAGAAGAAGAAGAAGGAGAAGUACACAAGGGAAAAAAAACUAAUAUAUACAUAUAAGGAGAAUGUGCCGUGAAAUUUUAUUCAACGAUUACGAUCGGUUGCUAUGAUCGAGCCGCGUAAGAUUCACGUGAAACGAUCAUGGUUUACCUGAGGCUGCACGUCGGGAGGAGUCUACGAUCGAACGCAAACACGAGAUAUCUCAACUUCCUGAUCGUCCCGCUCUUCCCGCUCUGGAUUAUCGGCGCGUUUUGCGUAAAAGACUUACCCAUAUCGCACAUCGUGGCACUGGUCGGAGAUCCCACCUAUCUUCCCUGCGACAUAUCAACUACCCACGAAGGAGAUUCGGUACAUCUUGUGCUUUGGUAUCGCGAGGAUCUUGGUGCACCAGUUUACAGCGUCGACGCCAGAAAUCGAAACUUUGGCAGAGUCGAGAAAUGGUCGGACGACACGGAAUUUUCUGGUCGAGCUUACUUCAUGCCAGAUCAAAAACCAGCCAUGUUGGGUGUGGAUCACAUAAGGGAAGAAGACGCUGGCAUUUAUCGAUGCCGAGUCGAUUUCCAGAUCGGCCAAACUCGAAACUACAAAGUCAAUUUAACGGUGAUAGUUCCACCUCUCAAAAUCGUGAUCUCCGACGAAAGAGGCAUAGCACGGGACCAAAUGACAGGACCAUACUUACAAGGCGAUACCCUAAUACUUUACUGUGACGUUUAUGGCGGCAAACCGCCGCCCACUUUGACCUGGUACCGUAACAACAAUUUCAUGAAUAACAAAACUAUGAAUGUACGAAACGGCGUGACGCGCAGUGAAAUCGUAAUAAAAAAUUUGGAACGAGACGACGUUCUCUCGCAGCUGACCUGCAACGCGACGAAUAAUAACGGAUCGUUCACGCUGUCCUCGACCAUUCUACUGGAUAUGAAUUUCAGUCCUUUGGAAGUAAAAAUAAAGGACGCCAACCAGCCGUUAUCGGCCGGCAAAAGGUACGAGCUCGUCUGCAGGACUUCCGGUUCGCGACCACCGGCGACUAUGACCUGGUGGAGAAACGGUCAACGUUUAGUGGAUUCCGAGGAAACGACUUCGAGCGAUGGGAACACGACCACCAGCGUCUUAUCUUUUAUGGCAACCAAAGCAGAUGCCGGUAGACACUUGUCAUGCCGAGCUGAAAAUUCGAUCAUAGGAAAAGCACCGAUAGAAGACGACUGGAUACUAGAGAUACAAUAUACACCGGAAACGAAAAUACAAUUGGGUACAUCAUUGAAUCCUAGCACGAUUCGAGAAGGCACGGACGUUUACUUUGAUUGUUUGAUACAAGCCGAGCCGCCGGUUACCAAAGUUGAGUGGCGUCAUCAGGGAAAACCACUUUAUCACAACGCCAUGCAAGGUAUCAUAAUCAGUAACCAAAGUUUGGUACUCCAAGGAGUCGACCGUAAGAGUGCUGGUAAUUACACUUGCGUUGGUUACAACGUCGAGGGUGACGGCGAGAGCUCACCUUUCUAUUUGAACGUCAUGUUCGCGCCAACUUGCAAGCCGAACCAAACGAAAUUUCACGGUGUUGCUAAACAAGAAAAGGCGAACAUAUCCUGCCAAGUGGAAGCAAAUCCUACGGAAGUGCAGUUCCGGUGGACGUUCAACAAUUCUGCAGAGAGUAUCGACGUUGCCGCUGGCCAUAUCGCCAGAGCAGGCACAUCCUCGAUCGUUUCGUACACACCGAUGACGGAAUUAGAUUACGGAACGUUGCUAUGUUGGGCUACGAAUCGUAUAGGGCAUCAACAAGUGCCUUGCGUCUAUCACAUUAUACCCGCCGGUCGUCCGGAUAUGGUGCACAAUUGUACCACCUCUAACACAUCGACCAACUCGUUUUCGGUGCGAUGCACCGAGGGUUUCAACGGUGGCUUACCGCAAUCCUUUCUUCUCGAGGUGAGGGAGAGCAACAGCCAGGAAUUGCGUGCAAAUUUAACAUCCACGGUGCCGCGUUUCAGCGUCGCUCAACUCGAGUCCGGUGCUCUUUAUCAGGCGUGCAUUUACGCGUACAACGAUAAAGGGCGCAGCGAAGCGAUGGUCGUGCAAGCGGGAACGUUGAGGCUACCUGAAAAACAAUUAACAUCCGAGUCAGAAAGGCCACGUCAAAAUGUAAGAUUAACACCGAUGCUGAGCGUCAUGAUAGGCGUUGUAACGGCAUUGGUAAUCGUCGCGAUAAUAGUUAUGAUCGUUUUGAGGAUCCAACAUACGAAUGUCGAGGAACGUGGUAAAUCGCAAAUGGAAGAGCACGGGAAGCAAAGCAAACCUGCGCCGAUACAACGGGAAUUGAGGUUCCGCGAAGGUAGUAGUCUUCUUGCCGAUGAAAAACAUCCAGGUAGUCCGUUCAGGAAAUUGGAUACCAGCGGUGAUUUAAGCGAAAGCGACGAGAAAAAUCCGGACAUCAUACCGCAACAAAUCACCGGCGACGAGCCCUCGGAAUAUUUAAGAAAAAGACGAUUGGUAUCGACGAUCGAAACUUCCCCAUCGAGAAGUCUCUUGGAACACUCGACCUUAACUUCGUUAACGAGCCACGCCAGUUACGUUGGUUACUGCACCAUUCGCAAUGGGAUGCCCCUGCACGAGUUUUCAAAUUUAUCUACCAAACAUAAAAGCUUCCAGCCAAUUAUCGGAAGCGUGUACGACGAUGGGGUAUGCACUUUACCGAGACAACAUUGGCCGACUCAGAGUGUCCAAUCGAUGACGAUGAGUCCACCGAUGCUCUACUCAGGUUUAGGGGUAGUCGGUAGGACCUGUCCGAGUACAUGCACACUUUUAUCCAAGGACAUCGAAACGAGAGCUCCUGCACAAUGUUGCGUCCAAUCGCAAAAAGAAACGACCGUAACUACGCCCAUUGUCAUGGCCAAGAGAGAAAGUUCGGUGUGACGUUGCAAUUAAUGCACUGUAGGGAAACUACUACACCGAGAUAUAUUAGAAAAGAAUAAAAUUUAUUGUUGAUUAUCUUAUCGCUUGCGAAAGAAAUACGAAAGAAAGAAUGAAAGAGAGAGAAAGAGAGAGAAAGAGAGAGAGAGAGAGAGAGAUUGAGUGAGAGAGAGAAAGGAAAAGUGCAUGAUGUGACGCACGUCGUAUGAGUUCAAAAUACGAGUCCCCUCCCCCCCACCCUUUUACUUUAAAACGGAAUUUAUUUUCUACCCCUUCUUAAAUGACAUCACCAUUUUAAUGACCUAUGUUUGAAUCAAGUGCCCUUUUUAUAUUAAAGGAAGACUUUGAAACUGAUAACUGCGUCGAUAGAUGUGUGUACGUUACUCGAGAUAAAAGAAAAGAGAGAAAGAGAGAACAAGUAUUGCAUGUAUGAACGAACGCGUGGUGAAAUUUAGCGUAUGAAUGUUCUACACAUAUAUAUAUAUAUACGUGUGUGUGUAGUAGUAUGUGCCUGCGUGUGUGUGUACAUAUAUAAAUAUACAUAUGUACAGUUCGAUGAAGAAAAGUGUAUAUAUAUACAGACACACGCACGUGCCCCAUAAAUGGAAAAAAGAAGGGAAAAAAAUAAAUAAUAAAUACACUCGAAUAAUAAUUAUACGAAAAGAAAAAAAAAGAAAGAAGAAUUAAAACACAUACACAGAGCGUCGCGUAAUUUACGUAAUGUACAUACCUUUAAAACAUGGAAGAUAUUUUAUACAAAUCAAUAGUACAUAAAGUUUAUCCAACUUUUAUUACGGUACACUGUACAAUUCGUCUAGUCGAUGUAAGUAAACAAAAUGAAUACGUAGACGCAAUUAAAAAAAAAAGAAAAGAAAAAAUUCAAUCGUGCAACCAGAAUAACUUAUACUUAGAAAAAAAAAAAAGAAAAAGGGUCACUCGUUGUUAAAUGCGAUAUUGUGAAAAAAUCGUUGAGAACAAACGCGACGCGAGUGAAAAUGGUCAAAGUUAAAGAAGUAGACUGGGUUGGAAAAGGGGGAUCGAAUGCGAGGAAACGCGAUAGAAACAUAUCGUUUGGUUUUUCCACCAGGAAAACCGAACAAAACGUUUGAAGAACGAGUUUAAAGUGAGUUAACACAUUCGCGAAAAGAAAAAAAAAAAAGAAAGAGAACGAACCGUGCAAAAUUAUAAAAGUAAAUCCCCUGGUUUCUUUCGGUCUACAAUAUUCUGGAUUUUAUUGUAACGUUAACUAACUGUAUAAUAAUGUCUUGAAAAAAAGAAAAUAACAUUUCUUUCCCUUUGCGAUUAAUCGUACUAACGACGCAAAUAUGAACGUUGUUUUUAAAGAGAGGAGAAAAAAAUAAAAUAAGAACAAAAAAUAAUUAUAAUAAGAAAAAGAAAAUGAAUCUUUAUCUUUAAAACUCUUAGAUGAAUGCCGAUUUACUUAAAUGGAUUACACCACCUUGGUGCUCUAUGGAAAAUUACCAUAAAAAGAAAAUUGUUUUAUCAAAGUAAAUUUCUAUUUUUUAAAUAAUAGUAUAAAGAAGAUGUGAUGUGUAAAUUUCAUUGAAAUCGGUUGAACGGUUUUCACAAAGCUUCUCACAAAACAAUUUAUAUUUUUGUCAUUUUUUAAUACGUUGUAAUAAUUUAUAUGUAAAGAUAUUCAUAUUAAUGCAUUUAGUUGUAAUAUAAAAAGAAAAAAAAAAAUUGUUAAUACUUGAAAUUCGGGUGAAAAAAUGUUCUUUUCAUGUUAGUUCGCCCUAGAGAAGCAAAUUGGUGUAACCCUUUAAGUCUUAAGUUAAGUCUGUCUCACUCGUGGUACGUAAUUGCGAUAGUCCUACAAAUUACUGCCUGUUUCGAAGCUUAAGAAAAUCUUGUUGGAAAUCUAAUGUAUCAUCGGAGGUCAUUUCCUGUUGCCUCUCCCUUGUACUAUACCUGAACGUAUCGUUAAUCGUUAUAAGAAUAAAUGCCCUUUGUAAACCCUUGCGAAUAAAUUUCCUGCGUUUUGAAAAACAAAAAAAAAAAAAAAAAAA
Molecule: messenger RNA, 5524 nt
Organism: Polistes canadensis
Lineage: Eukaryota; Metazoa; Arthropoda; Insecta; Hymenoptera; Vespidae
Product: hemicentin-2-like
Exons: 15
Coding region: 738-3497 (919 amino acids)
Molecular function (GO): protein binding
Source: RefSeq, a predicted model, not a curated record